GAAUAUUUUGAAAAAGGUAUAAGAAACGUUAAUAAAGGUUCCGUUAUGAGUUACGUCGUUGGAUGAAGGAGCAGAGGCAGCAGAUCGUGUAUCGAGAUAAGUAACGAAGAGGGUGAAGGAGAAGGGGAAGGAGAAGGAGAAGUGGAAAGAGAAAGAAAAAAAGAUGAAAAAGAAAAAGCAAAAAGAUUUCACGUAUAAAUAUACCACUCCUCUCGAAUGUAUAGAAAGGGAGCAUAGGCGAAUGGUCAAGGAAGCGAAGUAAAUAAAAGAAAGAAAGAGAGUGAGUGAGAGAGAGAGAGAGAGAGAGAGAAAAAAAAGAAAAAGAAAAGAAAAGAAAAGCGCGCGCGGAUAGUACGUAGUGGGGAUAGAAGAUCGGAGCCAUCUGUCAUGGCCGAUACUCGGUGCGUGGAUGUAGUUUUGGUCGGUCCGUGUCGGCGCGCGGAGCGUCCUACUGCUGGUGUUGCAGUGAAAAAAGAUGGGUCGAAAUAAUGGGCAGACGAUUAAGCGAAGAAGGCGUUAGCGAUCUGACGAUCCUCGUACCGGAUGAUUUUUUCGAUAAGUCCGGGACGAUGGAGUCACGGACACGACGAAGUAGAUUACGGAGCGUCGUAGGGAUAUGUCUCUUUCUCGCUUUAACCGGGAUCGUUUAUCUUGGUUACUUUUGUCCGGAUCACGUGUGUGCCCUGACUAAUCGACAGGACAUCAAGGACUCCGCGAGAAUUUCAGAGGGUCUCUCUCUUGGAGCACCCGCAGCUGCCUUGUCUUCUGUCUCCAUCGAGAUUGACAAGAAUGGUCUCUUUUCUGUACAUCCUGCUUUUAAGCUUCAAAGUAUACAAGGAAGCCUUGGCUAUGAUGAUGUCUUUGCCAAUGAUACUUUUCAAUUUGACAUCAAUGCUCAUGACGUCAUGGUUUUCCUGCAUAUUCAAAAGACAGGGGGAACAUUGUUUGGUAAACAUCUAGUAAGAGAUCUGGAUCUCCAGAGACCAUGUUCAUGUCAGAGAAGACGUAAGCGCUGCCUUUGUUUCCGUCCAAAUCGCAAUGAAAAUUGGCUUUUUUCUCGGUAUUCUACUGGUUGGAAGUGUGGGUUACAUGCUGACUGGACUGAAUUAACUAGUUGCGUUGAUUCUGAAUUGAACAAAAUUGAAGGGGAAGGAAUUAAACGUAGAUAUUUUUACAUAACUAUUAUAAGGGAUCCUGUUGCACGUUAUUUGUCUGAAUUUCGACAUGUGCAAAGAGGUGCAACAUGGAGAGGUGCACGUCAUUGGUGUGGAGGAACUCAAGCUAAUAUACCACAGUGUUAUAAUGGACCUAGUUGGCAAGGAGUUAGUUUAGAACAGUUUAUGGAGUGCCCAUACAAUUUAGCAAGCAAUCGUCAAACAAGAAUGUUGGCUGAUUUGUCAAUAGUUGGUUGUUACAACUCUACGCUUAGCAGCUUGGACAAGGAUCGUCUUAUGUUGGCUAGUGCCAAACAUAAUUUACAAUUUAUGCCUUUCUUCAUGUUGACUGAGUACCAAAAAGUGGGCCAGUAUUCAUUUGAAGAAACAUUUGGAAUGAGAUUUGCUGUUGCCUUUGAACAGCAUAAUGCCACUCUUAGUGCAGCUACUAUGGCCACUCUUAACCCAGAACAAUUAGACGCAGUACGUAGACUUAAUAAAUUGGAUCUGGAACUGUAUGAUUUUGCAAAGAAACUUGCAUUUCAAAGAUUUAGAAGACUCAAAGAUCGCGAUCCUUAUUUUGUGCAACGAUUUCAACAUCUUGGAGAAUUACCCUCUAGACAAAGUGCCACAGAAUUUAAUUGGGACUCUGUUAUUGAAGAUACAACAGAUAACGAGUAAUAUGUGAGUAUAUUGAUAAACAUUAUCGAUGCUUCGCAUUUACGAAUAAAUACAGCGGUUGCACUGGAUCUGAGUAUCUCAGGGAAAUGCCCUUGGAACAGAAUGCUUUAUAUACAUAUAGUUAUCAGGCGCAUUUGUUGCGUGAAUUUUACCAAAAGUGUUGUAGAAUUUUACUUGGACAAGACCAAAGAGAGCUCCAAGAACCUUGGUAUUAUCCUUGGUACUUUUUCAGUGGUUUCAUAUAAGAAUAGAAGUCAAAUAAUUAUAAAAAUAAACAAACAAACUUUAUAUAUUCUUAAAACAUUUGCAAACACUCUGUGAAAGCUCUUCCAUAUAUGUAUAUGGCUAAUAUAACUUUGCUUAUAAUGCUGAGAAACAACUAUAAAAGUACUGAUUUUUCUUCUAUAUGUGAAUAUGAAUUCAUGAAUGGGAUUGCAUCUAUAUUUGGUAAAACAAAUUUUUAUAAUAGAUACACAUGUAGAAUUUAAACAUUUUAUGCGUUCAACAGGAUUCAAGGGAUUUGUACAAAAAAAUUAGAAAUAGAAGUUCUAUUUCAUUGUGAUAAAAUCUUUAUAUCUUUAUAUAUGUGCACUUUAAAAUGUAGUUUCAAUACUGAGAAAAAUCAAUUUCUUCAAUCAUAAAAUGAUAAAGUUCUAUUUUAUUUUUAUCAGUUUCAUACUUGUCUAAUAUAUUUAUCUAAAAAUAUCAUUAAGUGUAUGUCUUUUUGUAAGUAAAAAAAUACAAAUGUUACAUCUUUUUAAAUAUGGUAUUAGGAUAUGACUGCAAAUAAUUAGGCUCGAUUAGAUAUAGAAGUUUAAAAUAAAUUAUCUCUCAGUUUAAAUGCAUUUAUAAGGAAAACUCUCAUAUAAGCGAGUAAUACUUAUGAUGUAUUUUUAAUUAAUGCAGAAUUUAUGUAAGUACAUUUUUAUAUUUCAAACAAUUUAGCUUUUGGCUUAGGGUUGUGACAUCUAGUUAUUAAGUAUAUAUUUCGAAUUAUUAUUAUUAUUCCAAAAUAAUUAUUUUUCAAUUACUUGUAAUUAUUACAAUAUUAUAA
Messenger RNA from Vespa mandarinia (Asian giant hornet), 2889 nucleotides. It is a transcript of the gene Hs6st, whose product is annotated as heparan sulfate 6-O-sulfotransferase. Gene Ontology annotation, cellular component: membrane. The record is from RefSeq and is a predicted model, not a curated record. Lineage: Eukaryota; Metazoa; Arthropoda; Insecta; Hymenoptera; Vespidae. Gene Ontology annotation, molecular function: heparan sulfate 6-sulfotransferase activity.